UCACCCAAUUUCAUGUUAAAAGUGAUUCGGUCGUAAGAGCCAGAUUAGAAAUUUGUAAAAUGUUGUUCAAAUUUUGCCGGAAGAAGAAACAUGAAACAAAACCUGGAGAAAUACUGGAUCAGGUCAUUUCACAGUCGUCAUCAACUGCCAAUCAGUGUCUGCUGUAUAAAUUGGCAAACUAUAAGAGAGGUGGUGACCUAAUAGACGCCUUUCAAACUGGCGGCCAGUUGGCCGUUGAAAAUCUCAUUCGAGAGCAAUUCGGUGUUUUCAUGUACAACAACGGCAAAGGCCAAAUGAUAAACCGCGCCGAAUAUCUGCGAUGGAAGUAUCGUGACAACAAAGAAGUUGUGAUUCCAAUAGAAGCAUCGCUAUCACCACACGAUCCGCUAGGGAAAUGGGUCGAUCAUAAAGCCGGAUGGCAGAUGCAAUAUCGUGGCUCGUUGGGCGAAAGUCUGUUGCAUGUGUUGAUCAUUUGUGACACGAAAGUGCACACUAAGUUGGCUAGGAUCCUGUUGCGAGUUUUCUCGAUAUUGGCCUUGGAUGUGAUGGAGGGUGAAGAAUAUUUGGGUGCUAGUGCUUUACAUUUGGCGAUUGCGUAUAGCAACAACGAAUUGGUACAAGAUUUAAUUGAAGCUGGUGCGAAUGUGAAUCAACGAGCAACGGGCAGUUUCUUCCUACCUCGCGAUCAACAAGGAUACAGACCGGCUAAAAAUACCGAUUAUGAAGGUCUUGCAUACUUGGGAGAAUAUCCAUUAGCGUGGGCAGCUUGCUGUGCCAACGAAAGUGUCUAUAAUUUAUUGCUAGACAGUGGUGCUGAUCCAGAUGCUCAGGACACAUUCGGCAACAUGAUUUUGCAUAUGGUUGUUGUUUGCGACAAACUCGACAUGUUCGGUUAUGCACUAAGACAUCCCAAGCUGCCAGCCAAGAAUGGCAUUAUAAAUGAUUCCGGUCUGACGCCAUUGACAUUGGCAUGUAAAUUGGGUCGUGCCGAAGUUUUCAGAGAGAUGUUGGAGUUGUCGUCUCGAGAGUUUUGGCGAUAUAGUAACAUAACAUGCUCGGGAUAUCCGUUAAACGCGUUGGACACGUUACUACCCGAUGGUAGAACUAAUUGGAAUUCGGCACUUUUCAUCAUUCUAAAUGGUACGAAAGAGGAACAUCUGGAUAUGCUGGACGGAGGUAUUAUUCAGCGUUUACUAGAAGAGAAAUGGAAAACAUUUGCCAGAAAUCAAUUUCUCAAACGUCUUCUGAUCUUAUUCAUUCACCUCUUCUUCCUAUCGAUUUCCAUGUAUCUGCGGCCUAUAACCGAAAAUUUAUCAUCGAAAGCACAAAAUGAGGAAGACGAUUUAUUGAACGCAGAGAGUACCAGUGAAAGUAACGAAGCAGCAGAGCAUGUCGACGAAAUGGAUAUUCAAGCGUAUAUUCGUUAUGGAAGCGAGGUGUGCACAUUGUUGGGAGUGUUGAGCUACGUUAUUUUCCAGCAAGGCGACGAAAUUAAAAAUCAAGGUCUAGCAGCCUUCACCAAACAACUUGUCCAUGCACCGGCCAAGGCAAUUUUCCUAAUCUCAAAUAUACUCAUCCUGGCAUGUAUUCCAUUCCGAAUGAUUGGAGACAAUGAUACAGAAGAAGCGAUUUUAGUGUUCGCUGUGCCGGGAAGUUGGUUUCUUCUAAUGUUUUUUGCAGGAGCUGUUCGACUCACCGGUCCAUUUGUGACAAUGAUUUAUUCUAUGAUCACUGGUGACAUGUUUACGUUCGGAAUAAUUUACUUAAUUGUGCUGUUCGGAUUCUCACAGGCUUUUUAUUUUUUGUACAAAGGACAUCCUCAAGUAAAAUCUAGCCUGUUCUACACUUAUCCCAGUACGUGGAUGGCACUAUUCCAAACAACACUGGGAGAUUAUAGUUAUUCAGAUCUAAACAACACUACCUACCCAAAUUUGGCUAAAACGGUUUUCGUAAUUUUUAUGAUAUUCGUGCCGAUUCUGUUACUGAACAUGUUAAUUGCGAUGAUGGGAAAUACGUAUGCCCAUGUCAUCGAACAAUCGGAAAAGGAAUGGAUGAAGCAGUGGGCCAAGAUUGUGGUAACCUUAGAACGUGCCGUAUCACAGACAGACGCUCAGAAGUAUUUGGAAGCGUACUCCAUUCCAUUGGGACCAUCCGAUGAUUCGGGCUAUGAAACGAGAGGCGUAAUGGUAAUUAAGAGCAAAAGUAAGACCAGAGCGAAACAGAGGAAGGGUGCUGUUAGCAAUUGGAAGAGAGUUGGUAGAGUAACUCUGAACGCUUUGUCGAAAAGAGGAUUAACCGGUGAAGAACUGAGACGAAUAAUGUGGGGACGUGCUUCAAUCAGCUCACCAACAAAGGAACCGAAGAAGAAGGUACGAGACCCGAAUGAUCCAUUUGGAGUCACUUCAGGCGGAGCACUUAGUUCAGCUGUAGAUGUAAUGUCGUUCGCUCAUGACAUCGUCAUGUGCAACGAUACCGUUAAUACAUCUCAAACGAAAGAUAUACAGAAUAGAAGCAGCGCCCAACAGAUCACCCAACCAUCGCUAAAAAAUGAAAUGGCUAUGUCUCAACCAAUGGCUACAGGAAAUGUUAAUCCAUCAAGCAAUCAACAGCAAAUGUCACAAGCAAAUACGACUAUGAUGGCCCAAAAUCACUUUCCGUGUACCCAAACGGUGGAAAAGGAUUACAAAGAUCCACUACGUGAACUGGUAUUAAUUUCGGAGGCGAUUUGCAUUAACGACACAGCUUAUUUGACGAAUGUUAAAUCGUUGGCAAAAGAAGCUACCGUCUUGGAACAUGUUAAGGAAGUUUUACCAGAACAAGCUGGCCAAAUGCCGGCCUCACCAGCACCAUUGCGACCACAUCCAAUUCCAGCUCCAACUGAAAUGCAAAACAUUUCAACGAUGUUCACCGACCCAAAAGACAUUGUGGAUCCAGUUAAAGAAAAGGAAUUUAUGCGAAAACUACAGGCUUUGGAGGAUACGGACAGCGAAUGUUUCGAUGAAAAACCAGUUCUCGGCAAGAUAUCGUUAAUUCGGCGCGCAAAGUCAGCAGUUUCGAGGACUGCUUCAGCGAAAAAGACCAACGACAAGCAUCCUCUCUUCCAUGUCGCCUGGGAAGAACAAAUAAAUUACGAUCAGAAGAAUGUACCAGCGAAGCAGCCGAAUGGUAUAACAAAUAUGGUUUUUAUGGAUGAUGCUACCGAGCAAGAUGAAAUUGUUACCAUUGAAGAAGUGAAACGACAAACAGAAUUAUUCCACCUACGAAAGGGCUCACCGUUGGAAGGUACAAAAAUAAUGGAUGAGAAAACGGGAAAGUAUGUAAAGGCCAGAAAAUCGAAGACAAGCAGGAACAAUAAAGUUUCUCCGACCGAUGAAACUGGUGAAACUAGAAAGCAUAAAAGAGGACGAUCGGCCAACUCAUCCAAAUUUCGAACCGAGUCACCCCCAGAUCCACUAGAAAAUUGGAGCACCAAAGAUUUAGCGAAUAUUAAUCAAAUUUUAAAGGAUAAUUAGAGUUUAUGUCGUAAAUGUAUACAUAGUACGGUUCAGUAAGCUGCAACGCAACUAGCACAUGAAAAGAAUAUUUUGAUGUGUCAAAACAACGCUCUUCAUUUAAUACCAUUAGUACCAGUAAUUAUAACUAUUGGUAUUAAUCACAACACCAGCAGAAAAAUAGCUGGAACAAAUUUAAGUCUAAAUUUUACUGACGUUACUGUAAUGGUAAUCGAGCGCUGUUUUGACACACCAAAUAUUCUUUUAAUGUGCUUGGUGCUUUGGUAAGUUGUAAUUAAAGACGCAGCAAAAAGUUCAACGGAAGCUUUGAUUAGAAACGAUGACCAUUU
Messenger RNA from Bradysia coprophila, 3841 nucleotides. RefSeq lists its product as uncharacterized. Gene Ontology annotation, cellular component: plasma membrane. Gene Ontology annotation, biological process: calcium ion import across plasma membrane. Gene Ontology annotation, molecular function: calcium channel activity; protein binding. Lineage: Eukaryota; Metazoa; Arthropoda; Insecta; Diptera; Sciaridae. The record is from RefSeq and is a predicted model, not a curated record.